UUUUGAAGGGUGUGUCAAUUAGAGGUGUACAGUGUGAGUGUAGCCAGUAAUUAAAUGGAUGCUGCUGAUGCUGUGAAGUUGAGAGACAGCUACCAGAUGCCCAGGCUGGGGUUGGGGACCUACAUGGUGGGCAAGGAGAGUGUGUGUAAUGCUCUCAAGAGUGGCUACAGACUCAUAGACACAGCCAGCUUGUAUGGGAAUGAAGAGGGUGUUGGUGAAGCUAUCCAGGAGUCAGGUAUUCCCAGAGAGGAGCUAUUCGUGGUCACCAAGGCAUGGAACAAUGAGCACGGGAGAGAGGAGAUCAACGAAGCAUUUCAGAGGAGUCUAAAGAAACUGGGACUGGACUAUGUGGACCUGUAUCUCAUGCACUCCCCAGCUGGGGGGAGACUACUGGAGACCUGGGACACUAUGUGCCAGCUGCAAGCAAAGGGUCUCAUCAGGUCAGUGGGUGUGGCUAAUUUUAACGCCAGUCACCUGACAGAACUGAAGAAGGCGAGACCAGACAAUAUUCCAAUGGUGAAUCAGAUUGAGAUCCAUCCAUUUGUGAGCUGGAACGAGUGUCUGGAGGUGUGUCAGAGGGAGGGUAUUACAGUGAUGGCCUAUUCCCCACUGGCUCAGGCUGGGAAACUCACUGACCCCACUCUUGUGGGUAUCGCUGGAAAGUACGAUCGAUCACCUGCACAGGUCAUGAUACGCUGGAGCCUGCAACGAGGGUUUGUGUGCAUCCCUCGAUCGAGCAAAGACAGUAGGAUCAAAGAGAAUGCUAGUGUGUUUGAUUUUACUCUGUCUCAAGAGGAUAUGGCAACACUAAACGGAAUGGACGUUGGCUACAUUGCUGACUGGCCUGGGAUCAUGCAAAGUCCAUGGGACCCGUGAUAUUCGUGAUAUUGAGGAUAUUGAGGAUAAUCGAACUUUUGAUAAUAUUUAUUCUUGUAAACAAUAUAAAUUACAAAAAUGAAAUGCAUGUAUAAUAAUGGAGAAAUUGCAAUGAAAGAAAAUUGUCUGGUGUACAGUACGUGUUGUUCUAAUUAUCUGUGGUCUUGAAAACA
Messenger RNA from Halichondria panicea, 1049 nucleotides. RefSeq names its product 9,11-endoperoxide prostaglandin H2 reductase-like. The coding region runs from base 55 to 876 and encodes 273 amino acids. The record is from RefSeq and is a predicted model, not a curated record. Gene Ontology annotation, molecular function: oxidoreductase activity. The transcript has 8 exons. Lineage: Eukaryota; Metazoa; Porifera; Demospongiae; Suberitida; Halichondriidae.